This is a messenger RNA of Musca vetustissima, 4911 nucleotides long. RefSeq names its product protein qui-1. NCBI's taxonomy places the organism in Eukaryota, Metazoa, Arthropoda, Insecta, Diptera, Muscidae. The transcript is spliced from 16 exons. Gene Ontology annotation, molecular function: protein binding. The record is from RefSeq and is a predicted model, not a curated record. Bases 17 to 4885 code for a protein of 1622 amino acids.
UUGUCAAGAGCGACGAAUGCUAUUGGAGCUCGUCGGCCCCGAACUGCAGUCCAUGUACGAUGAUCGACAAAUCGAAAUUGAAUUUGUCGAUAUGCAUUUUGGUACCGGUUCGCUGGAUAUCACACAACUCGAAAAGGAUCCAUACAUUUUAGAGGAUUAUUUACACGAGAUUGAGACAUGCCAUCAGAAUUCGAAAAGUGUCUUCUUUUUGGCUUUAAUAGGCGACAGCAUUGGUCGGAUGCCAUUACCCACCCACUUGGCGAAGGAGAUCUACGAUAGCAUUGCGACAGAUGGCACUUUAACACACACAGAGCGUCAAUUAUUUGUCAAGUGGUAUUCGGCGGCGACGGCUGUAGCACCAGAGGACUCCACGGCGACUGAAACGUCGGCAGCCUUCAAAGGCAUUCAAUAUCAACUUAAACAGGACUAUCGCAACAUGGUAUUGGAAAAAUGGCACGAAGAAUAUGUGCAACUGCGUGACAUUAUUGAUAAAUGCCUUUUGCGUAUGCUUCGCAAUGGUGCGAUAGGCGGAGGAGCAGGAGGAAAUGCAGCAACAACAACAACAACGCCACUCACAGCCGAUAUGCAACAACAUUUACAAAAGUUAAGGCAAACACAAAUGGAACAGGAAGUGUUAAAAGCAUUGGAUUUGUCAAAUGAAAAAAUAUUGGCCGUCUAUCGGGAAUGGUCAUCGACUCAAUUGUCGGUCAAGGAUGCCGAGAGUGCGGAACGUUUGAGUAAACUUAAAGAUCAGCUGACAAUGAAUUUAUCGACAGAUAAUUAUACAACAUUGGUAGUACCUGGUAAUUGUUGUGAUACUGGCAUUGAUCCCGACAUUGAAGAGCACGAAACCUAUUUGAGUAAAUUUAAGAAUAAAGUCUUCGAUAAGCUGCGACAUCUAAUUGAGGAGCACAUCGCCAAUGAUCCGGAUGUUAUAAAGGGGCGAAAAAAGACUGUACAGGAAAUUUUUCACGAACAUGCCACCCAUUUGCGUAUCCUAAAAGAACAUGAGGAUGCAGGAGCUCUAAUAAAAUCCAGUGUACCCGAACGAUUGAAGAACAAUUUAAUGGCCAAUUUUCGCAAUGGAAGUCGACAUGCACCCUACUUCAUUUACGGCGGACAUGGCAGUGGAAAGAGUGCCAUUAUGACAGCCCUGUAUAGAGAUGUCAAGAAUUGGUUCCAACCCAAUUGCCGGGUGCAUCGCGUGAUACGCUUCGCCUCGGCGACACCACGCUCCGCUUACAAUUUAGAAUUGCUGCGUGUCAUUUGCCAACAAAUCUCAAUUAUUUACAAUAUACCCGAAGGCUAUUUACCCAAAGAUGCUUCAUUCGAUCCGCUCUACAUUAACAAUUGGUUCCAGAAUCUGCUGCGUCGCAUCGAAGAUAUGAAUAAUGAUGUGCUGUUUUUGUUCAUCGAUGAUUUGCAUUUAUUAAACCCCUUGGACUGUGAUAUUGUUGCGGCCCUGUCGUGGUUACCCACCUCGUUGCCGUGGAAUGUUCAGUUGAUAUGCUCAACCACUUUGCCGGUGGAACAGUUGAAAUUCACCCCCAUGCAAAGGGAUCGUUUUAAGUCAAUGGAAUAUCUAUUUGAUUUGGCUGUGGAGGAAAAUCGAACGGAACUUAGGAAGCAAUCGACGGGAGACAAUAAUCUAACAUUUACUCAAUUCAUAGAGCAGCAAUUUGACGAGUUGGAGCAGCGUUAUGGUCGCAAAGGGUUUGCCCGCUUGGCUUCGUAUUUGACACUAUCGGAAUUUGGUUUAUCCGAAACGGAACUAUUGGAACUACUAAUGCCCAUCGAUGAUCCAGAGGCUCAAAUUGAAACGGAGAAGGGAAAUUUUUGUUUUUCUUCGUUCAAAAAGAUACACAAGGAAAUGAGUUUCCUUUUACGUGAUAAAAUAAUGUCCGCCAAAGUUUUAAUCCACUGGCGUUACCCAUACUGCAAAGAGUUGGCCCGCAGCCGCUAUUUGGACGCCAAUACGAUACGCUCAAUGCACAUUGCCAUUGCGAACAUAUUCUUUCCCGCCGAAAAUGAUGAUCAGGAUGAAGAGGAUGAUGAGGACGAUAGUACAGAACGUGAAGGUGACAGCGAUCGACAAUCGUUGGCUAGCCAGACAACAAUUAAAGAUAAAGAUAAUUCAUCGGCGACGGGACGUAAAUCAUCGGCACCUCAUCAUAACGAUGACACUUCGACAUUUUAUAAUCCCAUGGCUGCUGAUGUUUCGUACAGUAUGCGUCACGUCGAAGAGAGUUGGCAUCAUUUAAUGCGUUCCGAUGAUAUGGAUAAAUUUAAGCAGAUAGCUGUGUGUAAUUUUGAUUUCCUCUUAGCAGCGGUGCAAACUGUUUCCAUUAGCUACCUACGGUGUCUAAUAGAACAUGUACGCUGCUAUUUAUUGGAUCGUGAUAUUGAACUUAUCUACUAUACCAUACGCAAGUCAAGUGAUGUGCUGACACGUGACCCCAUGCAAUUGGGAGCCCAGCUAAUAGCCUGGUUAAGGCCAAUCAGUGAACAUGAUGAAAAUGACACAUCACUAUUGAGUAUGACAGUGCGUUCUGCCACAGCCUGGUGUGAUGGUUAUACGGUGCCAUUAUUGGUGCCGCUAACGGGUUGGCUGCCCGCACCACUGCCAUCGCAAAUACGCACAAUGACGGUGUCCGGAACGGGACCGAUACGUGACAUCUGUGUAGCACCAACCAAACAGCAUCUAAUUUUGGCCACCAAAUCCGGUGAUGUCCAAUUGUGGCACAUUAUGAGCAAUUCAUUGGAUCACAUAUUUAAAGGUCAUACAGCGGCGGUCACGUGCCUGCUGGUAGCACCACAAUCAGAACUAUUAUUGACCGGUUCCGAAGAUGGCACUGUGAUUGUAUGGAACGUGACAAGCCGUGAAUUGAAAACUCACAUUAAAUCCAAUACUUCGAUUGUUACAAGUGUAGCUGCUGGUGUUAAUAACACAAUGGUCAUCAAUGGCAGUGAGGAUUCGACCAUUGUUAUAUCGGAUAUCAAUAGUGGAAAAUUGGUAUUUCUAUUGGCCCAUUGUGAUGACAAUGGUCUGUAUGUCAGGACAUUGGCCACUGGCAAGGAACUCUACACCCUAAAGGGUCAUAAAUCUAGGAUACGCACAAUUUCCAUAGCCCGUGAUAGCCAACGAGCCGUAGUCGGCUGUGAAGAUACCCGAGCCUUGAUCUACGACAUGCAUUCUGGCCGCUUAAUACGUUCCAUGCCACCCAAUCCCGGUCCCGUAACCGCCCUCUAUGCCAUGGAUAAUGAUGACUUCCUGAUUACUGUGGGUGGCAAUAAAAUUACAUUCUAUUCGUUCCGCAACGAAGAACUCUAUGUCCAUCCCUAUUCCCACAAUCAGAAACGAAAGAGGUCCCUUAAGCGGACCACCCAAACACAGAGAUCUCCCUCGACGACAUUACCACCCAUUACCUGUUUUGAUGUGUCGCGUGAUUCCCAACUGGUGGCCAUUGCCUCCGGACGUCAUGUCCACCUCAUGCAAAUAAAUACCCCCGAAUAUCAGACCACCUAUGAUGGGCAUGCUGCACCCGUAACCUGUCUCAUGUUUGCCCCGAAUGGUGAAUACCUAGCCACCGGUUCCGAUGAUCGUAUGGUUCAUGUUUGGAGUGUGGCAAGUGGUUCCAUAUCGAAUACCUUUAAAGGCCACGUGGCGCCCAUUUGCAGUGUAGUGGUCCUCAUGGAUUCACGACGGAUAAUGUCCUCUGACCGUGAUGGUUUAAUAUAUGUCUGGAUGUCCGACGGUGGUAAUUUAUUACAGACUAUCCAAGGACCCUAUAAAUUCCUGGCCGCCACAAAUAACAUGAAAUUUGCCGUAUCCACAAAUGGUGAUAAUACCCUGAAAAUCUGGUCGCUCACCCGGGAAGAUGAAAAAUAUUCGGUAUCACAUUCCGAUGAAAUAACCUGCUUUACCAUAACAGCUGAUAGUCUGUAUAUUAUAACCGGAUCGAGGGAUAUGUCACUGAAGGUCUGGCAGGCAACAGGAGGUAAAUUGGCUCAGGUAUUAGUGGGUCAUUCGGAUGCUGUAACCUGUGUGGCCGUCUCCGUGACAAAUAAAACACAAGUCACUUCGGGAUCUAAGGAUACAAAUUUAAUUAUUUGGGAUUUGCAUACGGGUGAGGAGAUCCACACGUUGGCUGGUCAUUUGGCACCGGUAAUUGGUGUUAAAGUCUCGGCGGAUGGUUCCACCGCCGUCUCGGGUAGUGAUGACAAAACACUGAUUGUUUGGGAAACCAAGCGGGGUUUGGCCCUGACAUCGCUGCAGUUACAUGUUCCCUUCCCACGUUUUGAUAUUAGCAUGGAUUGUUCGAGAAUAUUGGUCCAGCUGGUGGAUAGUUUCAAUUUACCCGUCAUAUGCCUGCACAAUACCCCAGCCCAGUAUAUUAAAUUGCCAACCUAUUCAGCGCCUGCUAGAGAUGUGGAAGAUUUACGACCCCAAGGUCCCAAACGUCAAAUGAAACGUCUGCUCAAGAAGGAAGUCUCCUUGGACACCUAUACCUGGCAGAAGAAAUACGGCCAUUUGACGGCAUCGGUUAUGAUGGCCCAGGUGGAUGAGCGGCUAAAGCGACGUUUCUCCGUAUCCGCCAGUAUGGAAGAGAUCUCCAAAAUCGCUGAAAUGAAAACGAUAACAUCACAAACCAAUUUGGGUCCAGAACAGGCUGCCCUGGCCCAAUCCCAGCACUUCGAUCAAUUAGAGGCUUUGUGGAAUAAACGAUCGCCGCCACGAAGAAGACACAAUGCGGGUCUUUCGAGACAGACAUCAUUGGUCGAGGAUCGUCUGGAAAGUUCGGAUGAUGAUGAUUAUCAUGAUGAGCGCACAGCUGUGCAUUCUAAAACCAGCUCCCGCAGUUCUUUGCAACAACCGAUUACCUAAAUUAAUGGCACCUGCAAUUUUUCCAU